UGUCUAGUCUUGUGGCCAACUUUGGGAGAAGAACAAGUUAAUGCGAAUUGAAAGCCCACUGGCACUGUAAUAAUAAAAGAAAAUCGAGAGGGAAGUGCGCUGCGAGCCGGCAACCCUUAACCCCUAAAACCCAAAGCUUUGUUCAGCGGCGAUGACUCCCAAAAACAGCGCAUAGACUCCGACGCUUCUUCCUUCAUCACUCCAUGUUUCCUCUUUAGGGGCCACAAUGAAAGCCUUAAGAUCACUGAGAAUACUCAGGACUCUCUCUUCCACCCCGCACAACAAUCUCUGUCCCCUUGAGCGUUCCUUUCUGCGCAGGUUUUACUCUGCUGAACCAGAGCAAGAGGAAGUGACGCAGCCGACAACCUACCAGGGGUCGGAAAAUGAUUCAGAUUCAAUUUUUGAUAGUUCUCAUUACGAGGUUCCUAAUAUUUCAGACACCAGUGCUCACGCCCAUCGGCAACAACAACCCAUCUGGGACCGAAAGUACAGGGCCAGAGCUGAUGAAAUGCUCUUUGGAAAGGAAAUCCCUCAAGGCAAUUUGAGAUUCAGAGAAGAGGAGGAGGAGAACAGGCGGAGAGUGUUGGCCAAGGCUUUGCUUGAGGCGUCACUGGAGAAAGGGGAUAGCGAGGAUGAGGAUGAACAUGUGGCGAAGGAGGAGGACCAGAAAUCACUGGCCGUUGGAAUAAUCGGUGCUCCCAAUGCUGGGAAGUCUGCACUGACUAAUUAUAUGGCUGGUACAAAGGUAGCAGCUGUUUCACGGAAGACAAACACCACAACUCAUGAAGUGGUAGGAGUGAUGACGAAAGGAGACACACAAAUUUGUUUUUUUGACACACCAGGGCUUACGUUAACUUCCAAAGGAUAUCCUCAUCACGAUCUCAAGAGCCGUGUUGAAAGUGCUUGGAGUUCGGUCAAUCUCUAUGAAGUGCUUCUUGUUGUUUUCGAUGUCCAUAGACAUCUUACCAGACCUGAUGCAAGAGUCAUACAAUUAAUUAAGCGUAUGGGAGCUCGAGUCCAUCCCAAUCAGAAGCGAGUUUUAUGUAUGAACAAGAUUGAUUUAGUAAAGAAAAAGAAAGACUUGAUGAAGGUUUCAGAAGAAUUCAAACAUCUCCCUGGAUAUGAAAGGUUUUUCAUGAUAUCAGGACUGAAGGGGUAUGGGCUAAAAGAUCUGUCACAGUACUUGAUGGAGCAGGCAUUUCAACGACCAUGGGAAGAAGAUCCAUUUAUGAUGAGUGAAGAAGUUAUGAAGAUGAUAGCCAUGGAAGUUGUGCGUGAAAGGUUGUUGGACCAUGUACAUCAGGAAAUUCCGUAUGAAAUUGAACAUCGGUUGAUUGAGUGGAAGGAAUUACGAGAUGGUUCUCUUAGAGUUGAGCAACAUUUCAUCACAAGCAAAUUAAGCCAACGCAAGAUACUUGUGGGAAAGAAUGGUUCCAAAAUUGGGAGAAUAGGAAUGGAAGCUAAUGAAGAGCUAAGGUCCAUUUUCAAAAAGCAGGUGCAUCUAAUUCUGCAGGUUAGGCUUAAACAAUGACAAAAUGACAGAGUGGAUUUGAUUUUUAGAGUGCAGCUUCCCCGCCACGCCAUGAAGUAUACAAAAGUGCCAACGUGGGUCCGAAUCAGCCCUAACGCCCAUGCUUGAUACAAGCGAUCAUAGAGAACAUCACCAUGGUAAGAUAUGGGCACCGCAAAUGGUGAUCAUGCGGCCAAAACUUCCUACUUGUAGUAAGAUUCAUUUGGUUAUAAUUGGUAAGCGCGUAUGAAUGUUACAAAUAGACGACCAUAACUUGUUUUAUCAUUUUCGAUUAUAAAUUUCACACAUCUUAUGUACAGCAAUUUUGAUGAUGAAUUCCAUCUUCCUGUUUUCCAUAUGCUUUUCCCUUUGCCAGUCUAGUGGGAGCUUCAGGAGGUAUUCCGCACGAUACUGAUAUCCUUAUUCGACUCUCCCUGCACAACGCAACGAUUCUCUGGAAAUAUAACGAUGAAUCUCGAUGUCCUAAUCACCGGCCCAAGCUUAUCCAAACUUUUCAUUAAAAAAAAAAAAUUCCAAUCACCAAAGAUCAAAGGCAUGUUUGACAAUUUAUCUUAAAAAUAAUUUUCCAUUCUUCAAAACAAAACAAAAAAUUCAAUUUGACAAGGUGUUCAGAAAUUGUUUUAAGAAAUAAGAAAAACUAAAUAUUAUUUUAAAAAUAGAAAAACGAAAAUAUCUUUCAAAUCUUUGAAGGUAUUGUCUUGAAAAAUUAAAAAAAUAUGCAAAAGAUAUCGGUCAUUAUUAUUUUUGGUUCUCAGUCAAAACAAUUAAACAAAUAGAGUUUCCUCAAUCUCAACCCUGGUGAUCAAUACCAAUGUCCUGGAUAAAUAGUUGAUGGCUUCUAAAAAAUCAGAAAACAGUUGAACUUCCCUAAAGUGGUGACCUCUACAUACUGCCAGGCCUGUCUUAAUCGCGAGAAUCACAGCUGCAGUAGAAGGGAAGGAUCCCAGGUUAUUUCUGGAGGCCAUGAUCCGUUCGCCUCCGUCAUUUCUGAUGACAAAGUGCACACUUUUUAACAAGGCUGCAGCACUAUGGCUCUUCCACCUCAGUCGAACACUCCAUGGCCUUUUGACAGUGCGCGGGAGUGUUCAUGUCGCAAUCUAUUGCCAUUCCUUGUCAACAAUUGGAUAACAGCCUGAGCCUGAUCGUCUACUUCCACUUGUAUCUGUCUAAAACCUCCCCUUCAGCCUCAGGCAUGUCCAACUCUAUCAUGGAUACCAGCUUCAUAGCCUCACAAGAUUUCAGAGUAAACUAACACCAAUAAAUAUCAAAGUCAUCGAGCUUUCCUUUUGCCAUUGGAACCCCACCAGGAAAUGAAAAGGAUCACAUCUUGUGUUGGGUUCUCUUUGUUAAGUUUCUUUUUCACUCUUACCAAGUACCUUUCCGCAUGGACGACUGACUUUAGUUGGGUUUAGAAGGCGGUGAAGGCAAAACGUCAUAACACUUGCGCGCCAAAUUGAGGCAAUCCAGCCAAUGAAAGAUUUCUGCAUUGGGGUCCCUCUCGAUCACAACAUCGGACACCGUAAUCUGCAACGCGCCUCUGAAGCUGGUGAUCUGGCCUCGCACUCUAGCUACCUUCCCCAGCUGGACGAGAUCGGCGAAGGCAGCCGCGGCCGCAGCAAUCAGGGCAGCAUCGGAAGGAGAGGAGAAGUGGUUGAGCCAGAGGAUGCAGUUGAUGCAGCCGGUGCCGUCGUCGAGGGUGAACUUGAGAAAUCUGUGGGGUUUGAGUUCACGGGAGGUGACGGUGCCAACGGCUUCGGUGCGAGAGAGGGGGAUGCCUCUGCGAGAGAAAGAGAGAGAAGAGUUAGAAGAAGAAGGGGUUUGGGCGAGGGAAAGAAGAUCGAAGGCGAGUAGCUUCACAUGAGAGUUGAACAAUGGACCAUGCUGCUGCAUUGCACCCUAAACCCUAAUUCACAGAUGCAGAUAGAUCGGAUUCCUCCAACUCCAAUCCACCGCAAGCAGCCCUCUUCGGACGCCCUUUCAGCUGUGUGAGGGAAGAAUUCAUUUAGUGUUAUGGGAUCCCUUAUUACAAUGAAAUUUUGACUUGCACGUCUUCUUCCUGGGGCUUGAAUUACUAGCAUAAAGAUGAUUUGUUUCAUUGUCAUCACAUUGGACCUAUCAUGGUUUUCUGGGAAGGCUAUGUGAGUGACGAAGUGAUGGGCACGUUUGCCCCUAUCAAGCAUUUGAUUCGCCAUUUUUACUUUCGAACAAGAUUCUCCUUGUAAACAACAUCUUUGAGAGGCCUCCUUCGUUUUUGGGUAUGGUUUUUUCCCUCACUAUCUUGUUUGUUUGUGUAAUGUUAGCUCAUCUUCUUUGCUCGAGUAAAUUGUAUCAUUUCAUAAUCUUCGACGGCUUGUCCUGUUUUAUUACUCUUACUUGGGGAAAAAAAUUUCUUUAGAUCCAUGUUGAAUUUUCUAGAUCUUGUAUUCCUAUUUGCUUUUUAGUCAAUGUUCUGGGACUAUUUCUCUUUCAAUACCCUCAAUCAAGCACCCCAUUAUUCGUCUAUAAAAUGACUUCUUGGCAUAUAGAAGAUUAUGCCACUAAUAUGGCAAAUCUUUUCGUUCCCAUCGAUUACUCACCCAACCAAGCGUCUAAAAUUUGCUUUCCGAUUAGAAAAUGCAGCAAAGUUCUUUGGGAAAUAAAUUUCAAUAUUUAUAGCCUUUCUGGGUUCAUAUAAAUCAAGCAACUAGUCUUUCUAUGCUCAACUAGUUCUUUUUAAGAAGAUUAAUUAAUAAUUACUUAGGUUUAAUUUAUUAGUUUUGAAAAUGUAUUGCAAUGAAGGGUGUUUUACUCUAACAGCUUGUUCAAGCAACCGUGGCACUAUUAUUGGUUAGUCAUUUGAUAAUUGAGCUCGGGGGGAGGACACACAUGGGGCAGGUAACACAGCUGGUGGUAAUUUGGAGGAUCAGCGUGAGGACAAUAUUGAUGCUCAGAUUUUACAAGUCACCUAUAUUGUUCAAACGGAGAAUUUGGAGGAUCAUAUCUUGCCUGUUGUUGUCAAUGAUAGUGCUGGUGAUUUGGAUGCAAAGGAAAACAUUACUAGCUUAUGAAUAGGUGUUUGUUAUAAGUUUGUGUAAUGGAUAGGUAUUAUUAGCUUAUGUUCUUGUGUUUGCCUUUUUGGGAACAUUUGUAGUUAACUUCUCAAUAUCAUUGUUAUCAUUUUCAGGAUAUA
This is a messenger RNA of Prosopis cineraria, 4700 nucleotides long. RefSeq names its product GTP-binding protein ERG-like. Bases 227 to 1531 code for a protein of 434 amino acids. Gene Ontology annotation, molecular function: GTP binding; ribosomal small subunit binding; rRNA binding. The record is from RefSeq and is a predicted model, not a curated record. Gene Ontology annotation, biological process: ribosomal small subunit assembly. The transcript has 9 exons. NCBI's taxonomy places the organism in Eukaryota, Viridiplantae, Streptophyta, Magnoliopsida, Fabales, Fabaceae.